AUGGGCGACUACGUGGAUCGAGGUGAACGAAGUGUGGAGGUCGCCACGCUCCUCUUUUCCUAUAAGGCUCUCUGCCCCGAUGGCAUAAUCCUGCUUCAAGGCAACCACGAGAGUGAGCAGGCGAAUUCCAAUUACGGUUUCGACAAGGAGGUUUUGUACAAGCUAAAAUCUCAGAGCUUGUACAAUGACUUCAACAAUGCCUUCGCGAAGCUACCCUUCGUGGCCGAGCUCUUCAUGGCAACUCACGGGGGGCUCUCCCCAUCCUUUGUUAACCAGUGCUCGGGGGCGCAAGCUGACUUCCAGCGGUGCUUAUCUUACGACAUUGGGUCGGGAAUGGUUUGGUCAGAUCCACACGGAGGAGUAGGAUGGAAACCUUCCCAGAGGGGCGAGGGCAUCAAGAAGCACGGGAAGGAUGUCACAAAAAGGUUCUUGCAGGAACACGGACUCAAGAGGCUGCUUCGAGGACAUGAGCAAGUGGACAAGGGGAUUGACACACUGAAGCUUGGUGGCGACUUUGUGGUGAACACAAUCUUUUCAUCAGCCGACUAUGUGGGGAUCUUCUGUAUCAACGAGAGGAACAACCAACCUCUGAAGCUUCCGAGAUGGGAUCCGUCGAUGUUCAGAGGAGGCGGGGACAGGAACAAAGGAGGAAUCAUGUUCGUCGACCUGAAGCAGCAGUCCUUCCAGCCCCAUACUCUCACCGCACAGAAUGCUCGGCAGCUGGCAAGGGACUUUACCGGAGCAGGAUGCACCGAUCCCAUUUCAUCUCAUCCUCUCCCGAACACACAUGUCACCGAAGUCGAAGAGCCCACCGUAGUCGAAGAGCCCACCGUAGUCGAAGAGCCCGCAACGCCCGAAGAGAUGGGCAUGGUGGACAGGUUCAAGACAUUCUUCGGCAUCUCUCUGCUUCAGGAGAACGGCUAUGACCCUCAGACAGCAGAGGAAGUCGAGCUUCCCAUCCACUGCCGCGGCUCAAUUUUCAUGACAGCCGAUGACAUGAGCUUCGAAGCUCGGAAGAUCAUCGACCUGGCUGGGGAAGCAGCAGUUUGCGAGAAUUUAACCGAGGCGACCAAGGACAACUGCAAGGCCAUGGCCAGGGAUAUGAUCACGCUGAAGGCAGGAGUUCUCAGAAAUUUCCCUAAGACGGACCCCCACUGGCCUAGCACAAGGCACCCCUUGUUUGUGAAACUUCGGAAAGCCAGGUUAAGGGACCCAAAAUGGAUAUAG
Molecule: messenger RNA, 1227 nt
Organism: Symbiodinium sp. CCMP2592
Lineage: Eukaryota; Dinophyceae; Suessiales; Symbiodiniaceae
Source: the annotation of a GenBank genome assembly